UGAGCUGUCAAUUUGCGUCGGUGGCUGGAAAACGGAUAGGUUGCCGGCGUUUAUUUCUCCAAUUUCGUUUUAUUUAUUAUUUUCUAUGUAAUUUUCAGCAGGACUGAAUUAAAUUCAAAAUGACCGUGGAAGUGCAGAGCAAGGCGAAGCUGCCGCAGCUUACGUCUGACAAACAGCUAACAUUUAUAAAAUUGGCUGUUUUGUCGAUGGCAGCGAUUUUGUCGUUUGCGACCCGGUUGUUUUCCGUGCUGCGAUUCGAGAGCGUGAUUCACGAGUUCGAUCCGUACUUCAACUACCGGACCACCCGGUACCUGACUGAAGAAGGUUUCUACAAUUUCCACAACUGGUUUGAUGACCGGGCAUGGUACCCUCUAGGCCGUAUCAUUGGUGGCACGAUAUACCCUGGCCUAAUGGUGACAUCGGCAACGCUAUACAAUGUCAUGCAGUUUCUCAACAUCACCAUCGAUAUCCGCAAUGUGUGCGUCUUCCUUGCACCUUUCUUCUCCUCACUCACAACUAUCGUCACUUACUUGCUGACGAAGGAGCUCAAGGAUGAAGGCGCAGGCUUAGUCGCCGCUGCGAUGAUCGCCAUCGUGCCGGGCUACAUCAGCCGCUCAGUGGCCGGCAGCUACGACAACGAGGGCAUAGCCAUCUUCUGCAUGCUGCUCACGUACUACUUCUGGGUGAAAGCCGUCAACACCGGCACCAUACUGUGGGCCACGAUGACAGCGCUCGCUUAUUUCUACAUGGUGUCGUCAUGGGGAGGCUACGUGUUCCUCAUCAACCUGAUUCCUCUUCACGUGCUGGCUUUGAUGCUGCUCGGUCGAUUCUCAUCCCGAGUGUAUGUGGCAUACAGCACGCUGUAUUGUGUGGGCACUAUACUGUCCAUGCAGAUCUCCUUUGUCGGCUUCCAACCGGUGCAGAGCUCGGAGCAUAUGCUGGCGCUGGGCACGUUCGGUCUCUGCCAGCUAUACGCGUUCGCCCAAUACCUUCGCGCGCGCCUGUCUCCCGCCAACUUCGAGCUACUCUUCAAGGCACUUCUGACCACGCUACUGGCAACGCUCGGCACCGCCGCCGCCGUGCUCACCAUCACCGGAAAAAUUUCACCAUGGACUGGACGUUUCUACUCUCUGCUGGACCCGUCAUACGCUAAGAACCACAUUCCUAUUAUUGCGUCCGUAUCGGAGCACCAGCCGACAUCCUGGUCGUCGUUCUACUUCGACCUGCAGGUGCUGGUGUUCCUGUUUCCCGCGGGACUGUACUUCUGCUUCAGCAAGCUAACUGAUGCCAACAUCUUCAUCAUCCUGUAUGGAGUGCUUAGCAUCUACUUUGCUGGUGUGAUGGUCCGUCUUAUGCUGGUGCUUGCCCCAGUGAUGUGCAUCGUGUCAGGGGUCGCCGCCUCGAGCCUGCUCAGUUUACACGUUAAGGACAUUGAGCCUAAAGUGGAGAAACAUGAAAAGAAGAAAAAGCACGAAAAUAACUUGGUCUUCAGGUCUGAGGUCGGCGCAGUAUUCGUAUGCGUGCUCGGCUGUCUGCUGACGUCAUACGUGUUCCACUGCACGUGGGUGACGUCAGAGGCGUACUCGUCGCCUUCCAUAGUGUUAUCGGCGCGCGCGCACGACGGAGCGCGGAUCAUCUUCGACGACUUCCGCGAGGCUUACACUUGGCUCAAGAUGAACACGCCUGAGAACUCAAAAGUGAUGUCAUGGUGGGACUACGGGUACCAGAUAACAGCGAUGGCGAACCGAACAGUGAUAGUGGACAAUAACACGUGGAACAAUACGCAUAUCUCCCGCGUGGGGCAGGCCAUGGCGUCGACCGAAGAGAAGGCUUACGAGAUCAUGCAGGAACUCGAUGUGGACUACGUGCUGGUUAUAUUCGGAGGCUUGGUCGGGUACUCGUCGGAUGACAUCAACAAGUUCCUAUGGAUGGUGCGCAUCGGCGGCAGCACGGAACGCGGUGCGCACAUCCGCGAGGCCGACUACUAUACAGGAGCCGGCGAAUUCCGCGUAGACGCCGACGGCUCGCCCACGUUGCUCAACUGCCUAAUGUACAAGAUGAGCUACUACAAGUUCGGGCUCGUCUACACCGAGGGCGGCCGCCCGCCAGGCUUCGACCGCGUGCGCAGCGCCGAAAUCGGCAACAAGGACUUCAACCUCGACGUAUUAGAGGAAGCCUACACCACCGAGCACUGGCUGGUGCGCAUCUACAAGGUCAAGCCGCUGCCCAACCGCGGCGUGUGAGCCGACGCGCGCGCUUUCCUGCACCGCGCGAUACGGGCCACGCUCGACGACCUACACGCGUUCCGGAAUGACGUCGUCGAGCAGUACCUGACGAUUAUUGCCGAUUUGAUAAGUCUGAGCGGUUGAUUGCGAUUAUUAACACUUUUUAGACCCGAAAGCCACGUUCGUAUCAUUCCUGAUAGCUAAAAUAGAGACGCACGGGUCCCAACGCGACAUUUUUAUAUGAGUUAGGAUGAUUGCUAUAGUAAUUGGCCUAUACAGGGUGUUAGGUAAAUGGGUAUAUGAGCCGACACUAACCCAUGUUAACAUAUGCAUAUAAAUGGUAUGGUGAAGUCAGAAAUUUGAUAUCAUCAUUUUAAUUUUUUAAAUGUUCAUACAAAAUAAAAUUUAUAAAAUAACUUCCAUUAGGCUUGUUUCUUUUCAUUUUAGGCAAGUUGGCCAAUAACUAUGUAUUGGCUAAUUACUAUAGCGAUCACCCUACAUAAUGUACGUUUCAGUUGCUAUGCAAGCAGACUGGCGGCUCGCGGCGUCGUCGUGUUUCUCUAUUGUAGCUGAAAUGGAUAGCGAGUUUAAAAUCUUACAUUCCUGACAGAUUCAAUUUCAUAAUCGCUUCGUUGUGCGAAGUAAUUAGGGACAAAAAACAGAUAUUAGAGAGAUCCGAUUUAAAGCUGUCACAAAUGUUAGAUACUUUGUCGUAAAGUCCAUGCUAGUAGCGCUGGCACUGUUAAAAAUAGAAGACACAAAUACGCAACAAUCGCUAGGAUAAGUUAUGUUAACAAAUGACGCUCGGUGCACGGAAGCCUUCACGUUCAGUUACCGUUCCGAUUGCCUUUAAUACAUACAAAGCAUCAUCCAAACACGUCUCUUAUUAGCUCAAUAACGAAUGAAAAGUUGUGCACCCAAUGUUAAUUGCAAUGUAAUACGCUGAGUGUAGCACUAAACAAAAAUGCAAAUGGGCUUUGUACAUAUUUGAGGAAUUCAGAACGUAACAUAAUAUUGUUCCAUCAAUUUCCUAACGGAUUUUGGACACUUCAUUUUACAGUGAUAAACUAAGGACAAAAGUUGAGUGUUAAAGUUGAUAUGUGAUUGAAGUCACAAAGUAUGUCGUAAGUUGUGUGUGUUGAAUACAAAAUAUUAUGUGCAAUCUUCAAACAAUAACCAAUUUAUUUUUAUCAAAUGCCUGAUCACCGAACUGUCAUAUUUAUAAGUGGUGCAUUUAUUAUUUAGUGAAAAAUAGACUGAAACAUGUCAGUUAGUUUCACCAUAUUGUGUAAUUUUUCUAAAUUAUAUUGAAGUAGUGGACACUAUUAUUAGGGAGCAUUAAGCCUGCACCAGAAGGCGCAGUAUAUUUGUCAUACAUUCAUUAUGAAUGAACUAGUAGAUAAUCGCACAAAUAAUUCACAGCCUUUCACGAAACCGUUCUAGUAGUUGAAUAGGAUGACAUUAACAGAUCUUUAUUUGUAAAUGUUAAUGUUAUUACAUUUCAGUGUUAUCUUAUUUUUGAACUAGCAAAAUUGAUGAAUGCUUAAAUAUGCGAAUUAAACGAACAUGAACAUAAUUUAAUAGUGUGUUUAGUAAGAUUUAAUACAUUGUGUAAAAUAUUUAUUUCAGUUUUGCUAGUUCAAAAGUAGUAAUCAAUGAGGCAAGACCUAAAGUUGAUAAUUGUAAACAAUAAAAAGUUGUAUAAAUUCUUUUCUAUUUUUAUUUUAAAUAAAGUUUAAUAUGUAAUACA
Messenger RNA from Ostrinia nubilalis (European corn borer), 3975 nucleotides. It is a transcript of the gene Stt3A, whose product is annotated as dolichyl-diphosphooligosaccharide--protein glycosyltransferase subunit STT3A. The coding region runs from base 120 to 2243 and encodes 707 amino acids. Lineage: Eukaryota; Metazoa; Arthropoda; Insecta; Lepidoptera; Crambidae. Gene Ontology annotation, molecular function: dolichyl-diphosphooligosaccharide-protein glycotransferase activity. Gene Ontology annotation, cellular component: membrane. The transcript is spliced from 13 exons. The record is from RefSeq and is a predicted model, not a curated record. Gene Ontology annotation, biological process: post-translational protein modification.